This is a messenger RNA of Schizophyllum commune H4-8, 977 nucleotides long. RefSeq lists its product as uncharacterized. The transcript has 6 exons. The record is from RefSeq and is a predicted model, not a curated record. Gene Ontology annotation, cellular component: COP9 signalosome. The coding region runs from base 33 to 875 and encodes 280 amino acids. Lineage: Eukaryota; Fungi; Basidiomycota; Agaricomycetes; Agaricales; Schizophyllaceae.
GCGUCUGGCACUGAUCUCUGUCCUGAACCACGAUGAGCACAAUAGAUCUUCCCUCCGCCCUCGCGCUCGGCGCGCGCGUCGAGCCCUUUGUGCUCAUGGCGAAGUCUGCCAGGGGCGCCGCAGCAGCUAAGCUCGCCGUUGACGCCACCGCCGCCCCUGGUGUCUUCGUCUUUGGCGAGCUCAUUGACGCGCUCGCAGCUGCCCAGCUCGCCGGUACCCCUCACGGCGCCCUCCUCGACCUCUUUGCAUACGGAACGUACAGGGAUUACACCGCAGACCCGAGCGCGUUCCCCGCGUUGAAUGCGGCGCAGAUCACCAAGCUCAAGCUGCUGAGCAUUGUAAGCGCCGCGAUGGAGCGACGGAUACUGCCCUACGCGGACUUGAUAGCAGCGCUCGAUGCGCCGAGCGUGCGCGCACUUGAGGACCUUGUGAUCGAUGCUGUAUACCAGGGCUUGCUGGAGGCGACGCUCGAUCAGCAGCGGGGCGUGGUGGAGGUCGUAUACACAGUUGGGCGCGAUGUGCGGCCAGGUGCGCUACCGGAUCUGCUAGCUGGCCUACAGGCAUGGGCUUCUACGACUGCUUCCGUACUCACUGCCCUCGACGAACGUCUCGUCGCCGUUGCAAAGGCACGGACAGAAGCUCGCGAUGAGAAGGACAAGUGGGAGUCAGGAGUGCAGGCCGCGAUGAAGGACAUCCAAGAGAAGCGCGAUAAGAAGAAGAGUGGGCGAGGUCCUCUCCCUACGUUGGACGACCGCGAGAAUGCCCCCAACGACGCCAUGGACGUAGACGAACGAGAAAAUAAUUCGUCUGGAAGGGGCAAAGGCAGACGAGCACCCCCGGCCGAGACCAAGACGCGCAAGCGGAACAGGUUCUGAGGAAGAUCAUGUAGUUUUACUGUCUCGACAACAACACAUCCCCACGACCUCUGUACACUAUGAUUGCAAUAUCGGCAUCUGUGCUUUCUUUUUGAGCUUCGA